AUGUCUACCCAAAACGAUGUCGCCAAACACCUCCGUUCCCUCCAUCAACCCGGAAACCCCUUAAUCUUAACCAACGUCUAUGACGCUGCGACAGCCUCCAUAAUCGCCUCACUACCAACGGCGCCCGCUAUUGCAACAGGGUCGUAUGCGAUUGCUGCGACGAUCGGCGUUGACGAUAACGCCCUAACAAAGGCCCAACAUCUGACCGCGAUAGCCGCCAUCGCCGCCUCCGUCCGUGCUAUCAACCCUGCUAAGCCACUGACAGUGGAUGUGCAAGAUGGAUAUGGUGAUGUCUCUGAAUUGACAGAUACCAUUAAUCAAAUUAUUGCGCUAGGCGUUGUGGGUUGUAACAUCGAAGAUAUGGACGCGACUGGCAUGCUGCGGUCAGUAGACGAGGCUGCGGCCCGAGUUCGUGUCGUUGUUCAGGCGGCCAAGGCUGCCGGGGUUCCUGAUUUUGUGGUUAACGCUAGGACUGAUGUGUUGCUGACGGAGAAUGGGACUAUUGAGGAGGCUAUUGAGCGUGGGAGGGCAUUCUUGGAGGCUGGUGCGACUACGGUUUUUGUUUGGGGUGGGCCUAGUGGGAGGGGGGUUUCGACUGAGGAGGUGGCGAAGUUGGUUGAUGCCCUGGGAGGUAUGGUUAAUGUGAAGAUGAAUUUGAGAGAGGGUUUUCUGGGGGUGAAGGAGAUUCGGGCGUUGGGUGUUGCGAGGGUUAGUGUUGGGCCGGAGUUGUGGAGGACUGCUAUGAAGGCAUUUACUGAACAGGCUGAGCAAGUGUUGGCUAUGUGA
This is a messenger RNA of Penicillium griseofulvum, 786 nucleotides long. Its product is annotated as isocitrate lyase/PEP mutase family protein. Bases 1 to 786 code for a protein of 261 amino acids. NCBI's taxonomy places the organism in Eukaryota, Fungi, Ascomycota, Eurotiomycetes, Eurotiales, Aspergillaceae. The record is from RefSeq and is a predicted model, not a curated record. The transcript has a single exon. Gene Ontology annotation, molecular function: catalytic activity.